Messenger RNA from Pogona vitticeps (central bearded dragon), 2834 nucleotides. It is a transcript of the gene BCAT2, whose product is annotated as branched chain amino acid transaminase 2. The record is from RefSeq and is a predicted model, not a curated record. Gene Ontology annotation, molecular function: branched-chain-amino-acid:2-oxoglutarate transaminase activity. Gene Ontology annotation, biological process: L-leucine biosynthetic process; L-valine biosynthetic process. Lineage: Eukaryota; Metazoa; Chordata; Lepidosauria; Squamata; Agamidae. Gene Ontology annotation, cellular component: mitochondrion.
GUGCAGGUUGUACAUUUAAAUCAAUAACACAGACCCUGAUGACGCGGAGGAUAUUUGUACAUGUUCUUGUGCUCCCUAUUAUUGACCAUGUGCCUGUGCCGUUCUUAGCUUUGCAUAUGCAUCUGUGUGUACAGCAGGGUGUAUAUGAAACUGCCAGCCUUACCAUUGGCUGUGUCAGAGGAGGUGUGUGGGGAAGAUGAGUGUGAUUGGCUGUGACACCCCCAACUUUAUAGAGGGGAUGGGUUGCCAAGAGUGACUAAAGUGGGUGUGUACCUGAGUAAACAAUAAAUGUAAACACUUGAGUAACAGUUUUUUCACACUCAAGGAACUUCCUGCCCCCCUUAAGUUCCAGAAACAUUAAUAUCUUCAAUCUUGUCUACUACCCUUCAUAUGUGAUUCUUUUUCCUGCAAUAGAUGAGUUAUUUAUGUUUUGCUCUACUUUGAGAGUUUCUGCGACUGGCGAAGAGACAUUUGGAGAGCAAAGCACUGGAUUAGGGUAUGUACUUGAUAUGAUGCAAAAUGGCAAUUUUUAUGAUCCCUGGAAUGUAAAGGGGGGUGUUUACUUAUUUUAUUUUUAUUUAGUUAUAAAAAAUAAAAUUAAACGAUAAUGAUAAUAAUCUUAGAUGACAAUCAUCACUGUAAUAAUAAUAAUAAUUUUGUGCCCUCGAGUCGAUUACGAGUUAGGGUGACUCUUUCUACAGUUUCUAGGUAGAAAAUACUCCAGCCAGCAACACUGCAUCCCUAUACCAACCCUGUAUUAUGACCCCAGAAUCUUCCGAGUAUUGAAUUAAUUCCAUUCUGAAACUAGUAAAGUACUUUUUGCAUACUCAGGCGAUCUCUUCCAACGUUUGCUACCGAAAACGAGCCGAAGUGGAACCCCGCCUUAAGUCAAGCUUUUUUGCAAGGAAAACCCGUCUGAAGACUGUAAACAGAGGAGUGGCUAAAGGCGGGUUGGGGGCGGAACCUUUCUACCCCGGCUCCCACAGGCCCCCUCCCCGCCGGUACCAUUAGAAAGAAGCACCAUCACCAGCGUGGCAGCGACAAUGGCAGUCUCGCGGGCUGUUCGAAGGAUUUUGAGAGGAAGGUCAUGCAAUGUUCUAGCGUCACUUCUUGGUCAUCAGAGAUUUUUAAGCACUACAUUCAAGGCCUCGGACCUCCAGGUGGAAUUGACCAAGGACCUGAAGUCCAAACCAGACCCUGCGAACUUGGUCUUUGGCAAAACUUUCACUGACCACAUGCUCACAGUGGAAUGGAGCAAGGAGAAAGGUUGGGGGAAACCACACAUCAAACCCUUUCAGAAUCUUUCCUUGCACCCAGCUACUUCAGCCCUGCACUACUCAGUACAGCUCUUUGAGGGGAUGAAGGCUUUCCGGGGACCAGAUAAGCGCAUCCGGCUUUUUCGUCCCAUGUUAAACAUGGAGCGCAUGUUACGUUCCGCUCUCCGUUCUUGCCUGCCUUCCUUCAACCAAGCCGAGCUACUUGAAUGCAUCCGGCAAUUCAUCCACGUGGAGCAAGACUGGGUCCCCCACUCCGACAGUGCCAGCCUCUACAUCCGGCCAACCUUCAUUGGCACUGAACCUUCCUUGGGGGUCGCCAUAUCCAACCAUGCCUUGCUGUACGUGAUCCUGUGUCCUGUAGGCCCCUAUUUUGCCACAGGCAGCUUCAGCCCCGUUUCCCUUCUUGCUGAUCCCUGCUUUAUCCGUGCUUGGAUAGGUGGAGUCGGCGAUUCCAAGCUGGGAGGCAACUAUGGCCCCACCAUUUAUGUGCAGAAUGCUGCUGCCAAGGAGGGUUGCCAGCAGGUGCUGUGGCUUUACGGGGAAGACCACCAGAUCACUGAAGUUGGGACCAUGAACAUCUUCAUCUUUUGGAAAGACCACCAGGGUGAUCUGGAGCUUGUUACCCCACCUUUGAACGGCAUAAUCUUGCCUGGUGUGAUCCGUCAGAGCCUCCUAGAGUUGUCACGUAAAUGGGGGGAAUUCAGAGUUUCGGAGCGCAUUGUGACAAUGGCCGAGCUGAUCAAAGGGCUGGAAGAGAACAGAGUCAAGGAAGUGUUUGGUUCUGGCACGGCCUGUGUUGUUUGCCCUGUGAACAGAAUCCUCUAUCAGGGCAAGAAUUACCAUAUCCCUACAAUGGAAAAUGGACCUGUGAUUGCAAAACGGUUUCUGAAAGAGCUGACAGAUAUUCAGUACGGCCGGGUCACCAGUGACUGGGUCCUGCCCGUUUGACGCCGGCCCAGCAGCCCCCACCAGACACUUCCGCUGCUUCAUCCCCAUUCGCCCACUCCCCCCAGCUUCUCUUUUGCCAUAGUUGGAUUUAUGACCUGGCUGUGGGCCCUUGGUGUUUCCGCCUUCCACUCUGUCAGAAAUUGGACUGUGGGUGGCUGCUGUUUUUUUUAAGAACCACGAGCAGCCUGUUACAAUCAGUGAAUGCAAAAAGCACUCCCAAAUUCAAGGCGAAUCUGGGUGGACUCCAAGCCGGCCUCUGUGCGGAAACAAAGAACCUCUGAAACUUUCUCAGCUCCAAAAUUCAGCUGCUUCCUGCUUUCCAAGUGCAAUAAGGAGUAAGAGCAAGAGAGAAGGGGAAAGCCUGGUGUGUCUUCAAAAAUAAUUAAAAUGUCACACACACUUUUAAAAAUAGUUGCUUGGAUUCAGGUAAAAAUGCAUUUAUAGAUUUGUAAAUGCAGUGCUACUACACUUUAGUUCGGGACAUCCUAACGAUGCUGAAGUCUCGGCUUUUGCUUCCUAUGUCUAGAAAUCCUACAUCACUGGUUCUUAACCUUGGGUUACUCACGGGUUUUGGACUGCAACUCCCAGAAGCCUUCACCACCAGCUGUC